CUGAAAUAAAAUUCGAAAAAUGGCCAGAAAUAGUUUCGAAGAAGUUUUUGAAAAAGUUUUCACUUUGCUCAUGAAAAAAUUAAAACAACUGCUAAAAUGGCGAAAGUUAUUAGGCUUCGUUAUCGGUCUGAUCGUUUUUUACCGGGUUUUCUUCACGAGAUCCAGCAGUAAAACCGGAUUCACGUCUGCCGUAAGAUGCAAGGCUGACGUCGCUAAGGUAGCUAUCCCUAGUGAGAAACAAAGGAGAGAGUACCUCCUACCACUUGGUACAGAUUACAAAACAAUAGAGGAAGACUUCUUCUACCUGAUAAGCAGCAUAACAACAAACUGUCAGAAUCAGGAACAUCUGGGGCCUCCAGAAGAAGGGGGUUGGGAUGUUUGCCUCGAACCCAGGUACGACAUCACCCCACCUUGCCUCGUUUACUCGUUUGGUGUUGGCAACACAUUUGAGUUUGAGAAAGAUGUAGAGAGAGUGCUGAAAUGUGAAGUACAUGCAUUUGAUCCUAGCAUUGGUUUGGAAUCAUUUCAAUUCUCCAAGAAUGGUCACUUCCACAAUUACGGCAUAGACAACAUAAACACCAAAGACACAAGAACAGGGUGGACCAUGAAGAGGCUGGGUGAUAUUAUGAAAGAGCUAGACCAUAGAGGAAGAAAUAUCGACAUCUUAAAAAUGGACGUGGAGUUCUCUGAAUGGCUAGUCUUGAACGACCUCAUCACAGCCAACCACCUGCAAUUCAUCCGCCAACUAUAUCUAGAAAUUCAUACACCGGAAGUGGACAUUCACGAAAGGCCGGAUCACAGAUGCUCAAAGACGUCUCCGGAUUCGAUCGCGUUCAUGCUGCGAACUCUCGUUGAUUUAAAAAAUGCCGGAUUUAGCCUGUUCGGCAGUCGAACUAACUACCGCACUAAAUUCAUCUCGCCGGUCUCAGGGAAAGAGCGAUAUUGCUGUCAUAACUUGCAUUUCGUCAAUACGAGACAUCAUUUGAACCGCGGUUGAGCCUGCCUCGUUGCCACUCCAUACUUCAGUUUUUUUUGUUUUUUGUUUGUAUAAGGGUUGAAUUUGUCGUUCGUUUUUGUGCUUUUUAAGAUCGAAUGAUAUAAUAAAAGUGUGUAUUAAUAAUUGUAAUAAUUAAUAAUAUAAUAUGCUAAACAUAAUUAUAAAAUAAUAUUAUAUAAUAAUGUUAAUACACAAUAAUAAUUAAUUACAAUUGGUUGAUGUUAGAAAUAUUUGGAUAAAUGUAAGGAAGAAUGUUUCGUUGGAUGGAUGGAUGGAUGGAUGGAUGGAUGGAUAGAUGGAUUGAUGGUAUUACGAAACCGGUGGAUGGAUUGAAAGAUUGAUUGAUAACUAAAUGUUCUCACAGUAUUAGGAGGUGAUUGUCGUUACGUUAUAAAAAAUGAAUAAAGAAUGAUUGAUGCAUCUAUGGAGGGAAUGAAUAAAUGGAUGGAUGAAUGUCUGAAUGAAUAAAUGAAUGAUGUGUCUAAGUGUUAAAAUCAACCUGGAUGAUAUUCUAACGAGUCGGUAUAAUAUUUUUACAAUUUGAAUAUAAUUAUUUACAAAUAAUAUAUUUUUUUUCGUGAAUAAACACAUUUAAUUUCAUAUUUUACUACAGUAUUUUAACAUUGCAAAUUUGUUACAAACAAAACACAAAACAAGAACCGCAUCUUCGCUACUUCUGAUUGGCCUAUCGAGAUAAGUUUUCUCGUAGCUGUCAUCUCAUUGGCUAAUAAUCUGACCAAUGAGAAGUGUCCUAUGAUGUCGCAUAUACAAAUUUGAAACAUGUAGGAAUGUUGCUUUAGAAAUUGAAAUUGUUUGUGAGAUUUAUAACAAUAUAAUUUAUUCAAUUAAAUAAAUUAAUGAUUACGCU
Messenger RNA from Helobdella robusta, 1865 nucleotides. RefSeq lists its product as hypothetical. The record is from RefSeq and is a predicted model, not a curated record. Bases 20 to 997 code for a protein of 325 amino acids. Lineage: Eukaryota; Metazoa; Annelida; Clitellata; Rhynchobdellida; Glossiphoniidae. The transcript is spliced from 6 exons.